AUUCUUGCACUUGUACUUGUCACUGUUUGCAUUGUGUAUUACAAGUAUUACAUACAUACGCUUUGAUACCCUAUUGUACGAAAUAUAUGUAUGUAAAUACUUGGAUCAGAAUUUUUUAUGCUAUUGGAUAUCGCAGUGAAAGAGAGCCUCUCAUAUCGGUUAUUUUUCACGAACUCUGUGGUUGUUUCUUGUUUCUGUGAUUGUUCGUUGGAGUGGAUAAAUAUGUAACUUUGUAUGUACAACUCAUGCAGUCCCGUUGUCCGUCGAACUUCAUAUAUGUAGAUAGACCACAAGUUGUCGGAGUUAGGCAUUUUUCGGCUUCAAGUUGCUCAACUUUCAAUGAGAAUAUGUAUGGAACUCGCUAGAGAGUCGUCUGCGACACAACAAACAUGGCGUAUCGUGGUGUAAAAGGUUCUGAUCCGUUUGUUUCGAAAACAUCUCGAAAUGAACGUUUCGCGCAAAUGUCGAAACAAGAACAAAUUAUUCAGCAGAAGAAACUAGAGAUACAAGCUAAAAUGCAAGAACAGAAAGCGAAAGAAGCUGUGGAAAAUUUGAAAAAGGGCAAUGCUCUAAUUCCGAAUUCAAGAACAAUUAAAGCUAAUACUGCCAAGAAACAAGAAGAGAAACCAGCUGUGUCGCAAACGAUUAAUCUAUUUGCCAACGACGGCAGUUUUUUAGAUCAAUUUAAAAGAAUCGCGAGUAACAAAGGAACAGCAAAAACGGAGUCGAUAUUUCCUUUGAAAUCUGAAGAGAAAAGAGAAGACAAGUACUCGGAGACUAUGCAGGAUAAGGAAAGAAAGAAGACCAACGACACGAGCAGGGACUGUGAAAAUAGGAGAGACCGUAAAAGAGUCGAUUCUAGAUGGGAAAGAAGCUCCGAUAAGAGACAUAGUUCGUCUUCGAGUCCAUCUCCUACCAGACACGCGUCGUCGCAAAGCCCGGAAGCUCGACGUAAUUUCAACCAAUUACCUUCCAAUGGACAGCGCAUGCAACACAAUCAGCAACAGUAUUUUCCCAGAAAUGGAAAUUCGUCUCUCGUGCCUCCUCUUGCGUCUCAAACUGUGAUGCAUCUGACAAACGUACCUCCGCCUAAUAUAAGAAACAUCAUAACCAACAUUCCUCCUCCAAACUUAUCAAAAAUGCUUCCUCCGAAGAAUUUGGUCAACUCCUAUCCUGGACUGGACGAUCGAUCUGGAGAUAGUAGAUUGCAGAUGUCGUCGCAUGCAUUACACGCAUCAUCACACUCCUCUGUACAAACUAUACACGCAAAUACCAAUGUGCCUCCGCCGAAUAUUCACAUUUCUCGGACGAUACAACCUAAUCUACAAAAUUUACCACCGCCUACACUUUCUACAUCCGCAUCGUUACUACCAUCGUCGGCGGCGUCAUCGUUAUCGUCAUCUUCUACAUGUUCCAAUUCGGGUUCAUCUUCCUCCUCAUCCACGUGUUCGACUUCAUCAUUAUUACAACAACCACCACCACCACCACCUCCACCACCACCGCCACCACCACCGCCACCACCACCGUUACCACCGUCGUCAUCGUCAACGGCGACUUCGUCAGCCUCGAUAUUAUCAACGUCAGCAGCGGUAUCGGGCACGCAACAGCAUAUAAUCUCAUGUGGGCGUCAAUGCGGUGUACUACGUCCCUCUACUUUACAACCUACGAAUCUACCACCUCCAAAUAUUCCUCCACCCAAUCUGUUAUCAACGUUGACGGAAAUACCGCCAAAUAUGAUGUCCAUCCCACCUUCGCAGACGAUCGUAGUCACCGUACCGAAUGCAUCCAAUGUACCCAAUAUUCCUCCGCCAAAUGUGAUACCAUCCGUGAUGAUGUCGACUCCACCACCUCCAGUUCAUAAUGUACCGUCGAGUAUAAAUUCAGUUCCCCCACCAAAUUUAAAUAUUCCACCCCCGAACGUGCCACCACCACCCAUUAUGCAAAGUGCUGGUCCACCUCCUCCUUUAAUGUCAACGAGCUAUCCUCUUCCCAAUCAAGUCGCUCAGGUACCUAUGGGACCGCCUAAUAUUCAAGUGCCACCACCGGCAAGGCCAUUGUCUGGUCUUCAAGCUACCGAACAGCUAGUGUGUCCCGUAGAGGCUGAGCAGCUGGCACGCAUCGUCGCUGAUUGUGGAGAUGAAAUCGAGCAGGAAGCGCGAGAGAAGAAUGCACAAGAUCCUAAAUUAUGGUUUCUGCACCAAAAGCAAAGUGCAGCGUACCUGCAGUACAGGGGCUUAGUGGCCAAGUUUCGUGCUGAAAAGUCGACCAAGGAACAGAAAGACAGCGGUGCUGAACCGUAUUGUCCGGAAGAAGCGCUCAGCGAUAACGACGACAGCGAACAUAUUCAUGCGAACAAACAUGUUUUCUCGAUGCAAGAUCGAUCAAAGGAGGAGAACAAAGAAGAACGUAAACGGAAAAGACGUAGUCGUUGGGGUGACCCGGACAAUAAAGUGUCGAUAGCGGAAAUCAACACAUUAUCUGUGCAGAAACAAAACAGUGGGGGUCUUUCGCAACCAGGUAUUGCGAUUCCUGGACAAAUCGGGCAACCAGCUGUGAUAAUACCAUCGUCAAAGAUGCAACAUGCCAAAGCUAAAAAUCCCAUGUUAACCAAAAUUUCAAGAAACGAUCCAGCUUUGAUACAGUACGCUCGGCAAACAUUCGGCACGUUGGAUCUCACCGAGGAACAAUGGAAAAAAGCGGAGGAUCAUUAUAAGAUAAAUCUGCUCUAUCAAAAUUUGUUGAGAAAAAGGGAAGAAUUAAAACGUUUGGAGGCACAGGGGAAGCAUAAAUACGAAUACGAUAGCGACGAAGAAACCGAAGGUGGCACUUGGGAACAUAAACUUAGAUCCGCCGAAAUGGAAGCCACUCAAAUGUGGGCGGAAGAACUGACGGCCCAAGCGGAAGGAAAACAUCAUAUCGGUGACUUUUUACCGCCGGACGAACUUAAGAAAUUCUUGGAACAAUACAACGCGGUCAAGCAAGGAAAAGAACCUGAUCUUAGCGACUAUAAAGAGUACAAGCUGAAAGAAGAUAAUAUAGGAUUUCAGAUGUUGCAGAAACUAGGUUGGAGUGAGGGGCAAGGCUUGGGUAGCGAGGGCAAUGGUCGUAUCGAACCUGUCAAUAAGGCCACUAAUCGAUUCGAUAGUGCUGGCUUAGGAUCGGAAAGACCGGACGGUGUAUCCAGAGACGACGACGAGUUCGAUGCCUAUAGAAAACGAAUGAUGCUGGCUUACAGAUUUAGGCCUAAUCCUUUGAAUAAUCCCCGGAGACCGUAUUACUGAAAAUACUGGUAUCGGCGGAUUGUAUUUAUGGCAUUACAUGCAUAUAAAUUUUCUAUUUAGUUGAACAAUAAACCAUCAUUAUUUUGUAUAUUGAAAACUGUGAAAGCGUCCAGAAUUACGCUUAAAUCGUGCAGUUGCUCGAUCAAUAAUAUAGGGCAUAUACGUAUAAUUCAAUAAAUGGAACCUUAAGCUUCAUUUUCUUUCGUACAAUGAUGUGUACGAUGUAUAUGUACAAUUCGCUGUGUACAUAUACGCAUACUACCAUGUGUAUAUCCAUUUGUAUACGUAUAAUACGAACAUACAUAUGUAUAAUACACAACAUACGUACAAAUCGCACGACAUUUACCACAGUUCAUAAUGUACACUUGUUUAAAAUGGAUGGUAAAACAUCCAGAUUUAUUCAUGGUAAUAUUGAUUGAGCAAACUAAUUUGCCCUAAUAUACGUUUGCGAAUGACGUUUUUGAAGUAUAAAUCUAAUUUAUAUGUAAUAGUCUCUGCAUUUUAGUGUUCCGUUAUUCGGUUUCUUAGUUGUUAAUAAAAUCGAUUUUUAUACGGGGAAAA
Molecule: messenger RNA, 3842 nt
Organism: Megalopta genalis
Lineage: Eukaryota; Metazoa; Arthropoda; Insecta; Hymenoptera; Halictidae
Biological process (GO): RNA processing
Cellular component (GO): nucleoplasm
Molecular function (GO): RNA binding
Source: RefSeq, a predicted model, not a curated record